Messenger RNA from Syzygium oleosum, 1460 nucleotides. RefSeq names its product transcription factor MYB53-like. Lineage: Eukaryota; Viridiplantae; Streptophyta; Magnoliopsida; Myrtales; Myrtaceae. The transcript is spliced from 4 exons. The record is from RefSeq and is a predicted model, not a curated record. Bases 90 to 1157 code for a protein of 355 amino acids.
CACUGUCCUACACAAUAUAAAUACCAAAUUAAACCCCACCUCACUUCACAAAAAGAUCCAGCAGUUUGAAGAGAGUCCACUUCCAAAAGAUGCAGAGUGAAGUGACGAUGGAAAGCGAGGAGUUGAAUGGGACACCGCUGAAAAAGGGGCCGUGGACGCCAGAAGAAGACAGGAAGCUGAUGGAGUACAUAGAGAGACAUGGCCAUGGCAGUUGGCGAUCUCUCCCGAUGCUUGCCGGUCUCAACCGAUGUGGCAAGAGUUGCCGCCUCCGCUGGAUCAACUACUUGAGGCCCGACAUCAAGCGAGGCAAUUUCACCGAUGAAGAGAAGCAGAUGAUCAUCAACCUCCAUUCCGUUUUUGGAAACAAGUGGUCGGCCAUAGCUACUCAUCUUCCAGGGCGUACUGACAAUGAGAUAAAGAACCUGUGGAACACCCAUCUCAAGAAGAAGCUGCUCCAAAUGGGUAUAGACCCAGUGACUCACCAGCCCAGAGCCGACCUCAAUAUUCUCUCCAACUUGCAACAAUUGCUCACUCUAUCCAACUUGCUCAAUAGCAACAAUCAGUUUGCUUCCCCUUUGGAAAUUAAUAAUGCUCUGAGGACGUUACACUUGCAGUUGGACGCAACACUGCUUGCUAGAAUCCAAUUGUUUUCGCAAGUUUUCAGCGCUACUGGUAAUGGUAAUCCACCACCCGUGAAUAAUAUUGAUGCGUUCCUGAUGAACUUGGCUGGCUCAUCUUCUUCUUUUUCUUCCGGUCACGAGCACCAUCUGGAGGAUUACUUGAAACAUAAUAAAAUCACAAAUGAAUAUUCCAAUCGGUUUGGAGCCGGUGAUGGAUUUGUAUCGUCUGGCUCCUUGUCUGCUUUGACAUCAUUCGAAGUGAAAGAGCCUCAGUUACCUUGCAAUUCCAUGUUGAACUCCGACAAUUAUCCGAUGCCAUUUGAAAAUUCAAUCCCUCCGCUCGCAUGUGCUUCACCGGGUAAUCGUGUUUCGUCCAUCAGUAAGACCGAGAAGAGCAAGAUGUACGAAAAUUCUUCAUCCACUUUGACAAUGACCUUCGAUCGGUUGGAGCUAGAAGCUAACAAUUGGGGAGAUCCUCAUCAGUUCAUGGAUGAUGAGGUGUCCGACUCCUUCUGGAAAGAACUCGUUCGGCAAUGAGUAAUCGUCUAUUCGUGCAACCAAAGACAGUCCUUUUUAUUCUGGAGCUUCACGCAGGGCAGUUGUUCUAUAGACGGGGAUUUGUAAAGAUUUUAAGAAUGUAACUUUCACAGUGUACAUUAAGUCAUGUAGGAGGUUUCUUUCUUCAUUUAUGUAUAACCAUUUAGGUUCAAGCUAGUUUGCAGUCACGGGAAUAUGGAACGCAGAACAUUGGAUUUCGAUUUUAUAGGGCCACCUCUGUUGUUUUGUAAUAAGACUCGUGUGGAUAUGUCUAUUACUGAACAAUUAUCUUUUGUGUUUGUG